Messenger RNA from Hypoxylon trugodes, 1101 nucleotides. Its product is annotated as lipase. The transcript has a single exon. Lineage: Eukaryota; Fungi; Ascomycota; Sordariomycetes; Xylariales; Hypoxylaceae. The record is from RefSeq and is a predicted model, not a curated record. Gene Ontology annotation, molecular function: hydrolase activity. Bases 103 to 1086 code for a protein of 327 amino acids.
CAAUUCUUCUUCGAACUCUUAUAUCCCGACACGGAACCUUUUCCUCCCCUCAUGUUAUUCUAACCUCUUCGACUACAUACGGCAGAUCACGGAUCACUCAAAAUGCGAAAGGUUUUGGCGGGGCCGGCUGAUCGUUUGCCAAGACCGCCAUAUGACGCCGAGAUAGACACUAUAUUCAAGGCACUAGGUGGAAUGCCAGAGCGAUAUGAGGUUGAGAAGCUUCGAAAGGACGCGCUGGCGAGAACCCAGCCCCUCACCAACGCUCUGCUUGCCGACAAGAGCAUUACCGUCGAGGACAUUUCCAUCCCUGGGCCUCGCCAGGAUCUGACGCUUUCAGUUGUACGACCGGUGGCAACAUCGACGUGUGAUAGUCACCCGUGCAUCUUCUAUAUCCACGGUGGCGCGUUGGUCGCGGCGGAUCGCUUCGCUGGCUUGGACACCAGCGUCGUGUGGGCAAGGGAGUUCGAUGCCAUCACUAUAAGUGUGGAGUAUGGACGUGCGCCAGAGAACACGGGGACGCAACCUGCAGAAGACUGCUACGCGGCGCUACAAUGGGCUGGUAAUCAUCUUUCGGAAUUGGGUAUCGAUCCCGAGCGUCUGCUCCUCUAUGGCACCUCGGCCGGGGGUGGUUUAGCGGCGGCAACUGCCCUGAUGGUACGCGACAAAGGCGGCCCGAAACUAUGCGGGCUUGUCCUCGAAUGCCCCAUGCUCGACGACAGGAAUGAAAAGGUUUCGUCUCAGCAAUUCUCCACAGGCCCCUUUUAUAACUCGACCCUAAACCGUUUUGCAUGGAGGUGUCUCCUCGGCGAGCGUGCUGCAGGCAGCUCAGUUAGCCAAUAUGAAGCGCCCGCACGGGCACAUGAUCUAUCGAGACUCCCCCCUGCGUUUCUCGAUUGCGCAUCCGCCGAGCCUUUCCGAGACGAAAUCGUAGCUUUCGCAUCUAAACUGUGGGAGGGAGGUGUGCAGGCUGAGCUUCACGUGUGGCCUGGUGGACCCCACGGGUAUGAACGAAUUCUCCCCACCGCACCUUUCGCGAUACUGGCGAGACAGACCAGGCUGGCCUGGAUUCAGAGGAUAUUCUCUUAGACUCUCUGAAAUCUU